Molecule: messenger RNA, 3303 nt
Organism: Saccharomyces cerevisiae S288C
Lineage: Eukaryota; Fungi; Ascomycota; Saccharomycetes; Saccharomycetales; Saccharomycetaceae
Gene: LOS1
Product: Ran GTPase-binding protein LOS1
Exons: 1
Coding region: 1-3303 (1100 amino acids)
Biological process (GO): tRNA re-export from nucleus; tRNA export from nucleus
Cellular component (GO): nucleus; cytoplasm
Molecular function (GO): tRNA binding; small GTPase binding
Source: RefSeq, marked reviewed
AUGCUAGAACGGAUUCAGCAGCUGGUAAAUGCAGUGAACGAUCCACGCUCAGAUGUGGCCACUAAGAGACAAGCCAUCGAGCUGCUAAAUGGGAUUAAAUCAUCAGAGAAUGCAUUGGAAAUCUUUAUAUCAUUGGUCAUCAACGAGAAUUCAAAUGAUUUGUUGAAGUUUUACGGACUGUCCACAUUGAUAGAAUUGAUGACGGAGGGCGUGAACGCUAAUCCAAAUGGUUUGAAUCUGGUAAAGUUUGAAAUAACCAAAUGGCUCAAAUUUCAAGUUUUGGGCAAUAAGCAAACUAAGCUGCCUGACUUUUUAAUGAAUAAGAUUUCUGAAGUGCUGACUACUUUGUUUAUGUUAAUGUACAGUGAUUGUAAUGGAAACCAGUGGAACAGUUUUUUUGACGAUCUGAUGAGUCUAUUCCAAGUGGAUUCGGCUAUUUCCAAUACGAGCCCGUCUACCGAUGGUAACAUUCUUCUAGGUCUUGAAUUUUUUAACAAGCUCUGUUUGAUGAUUAAUUCGGAGAUUGCUGACCAAAGCUUUAUUAGGUCUAAGGAAUCUCAGUUAAAAAAUAACAAUAUAAAAGAUUGGAUGCGUGAUAACGAUAUCAUGAAAUUGAGUAAUGUGUGGUUUCAGUGUUUAAAACUGGACGAACAAAUUGUGUCACAAUGUCCCGGAUUGAUCAAUUCUACCUUGGAUUGUAUUGGGAGUUUUAUCUCAUGGAUCGAUAUUAAUUUAAUUAUUGAUGCAAAUAAUUAUUAUCUGCAAUUAAUCUAUAAAUUUUUAAAUCUUAAAGAAACCAAAAUUUCAUGUUAUAAUUGCAUACUGGCCAUCAUCUCUAAAAAAAUGAAACCAAUGGACAAACUGGCUUUUCUGAAUAUGAUCAAUUUGACCAACGAAUUGACUUACUAUCAUCAAGCCAUAUCAAUGAAUCCCCAAAUUAUUACAUUUGAUAAUUUAGAAGUCUGGGAAAGUUUGACCAAGUUGAUUACUUCCUUUGGCAUAGAAUUUACUAUCAUUAUUGAACAAGUCAACGAUGAUCAAAAAUUGGAUACAUUAUACAAACAAUCGGUCAUUUCAAAUGUUGAUUCCAUAUUAUUGGAGAAAAUAAUACCAAUACUUUUGGAAUUUAUGAAUAAUGAGUUUGAUUCAAUAACAGCAAAAACCUUCCCAUUCUGGUCAAAUUAUCUGGCUUUCUUGAAAAAAUAUAAAGCAUCUUCACCAAAUUUUGUACCAUUGCAUAAGGAUUUUCUAGAUAAUUUCCAACAAAUUUGCUUUAAAAGAAUGAAGUUUUCAGACGACGAGGUCACACAGGAUGAUUUUGAGGAAUUCAACGAAACCGUAAGAUUUAAAUUAAAAAAUUUCCAGGAGAUCAUCGUGGUAAUUGACCCAAGUCUGUUUUUAAAUAACAUUUCUCAAGAAAUUUCAGCAAACCUAAUGAAUUGUAAAAACGAAAGCUGGCAAAUUUUCGAGCUAACUAUUUAUCAAAUCUUCAAUUUAAGUGAAUGUACCAAGAACAACUAUUUCGGUUUGAACAAGAAUGAAAUUAUGACCUCACAACCUUCGCUAACUUUAGUACGAUUUUUAAAUGAAUUGUUAAUGAUGAAGGAUUUCUUAUUAGCCAUUGAUAACGAACAAAUCCAAAUACUAUUCAUGGAAUUAAUUGUGAAAAACUACAAUUUCAUAUUUUCAACUAGUGCUAACACAGCAAAUGCUACUGAUGAUGAUGAAAAGUAUCUAUUAAUAUUGAAUAUUUUCAUGAGCUCAUUUGCUAUGUUCAAUAAAAGAGAAAACGUCAGACUAAGGUCAUGGUAUUUAUUUACAAGAUUCUUGAAGUUGACAAGAAUCAAUUUGAAAAAAAUCCUCUUUGCCAACAAAAAUUUGGUUAAUGAAAUAACUAAUAAGAUAAGUCCUCUACUUCACAUAAAAGUAACAUCUAUCAACGCCCAAGGGACGGAUGACAAUGAUACAAUUUUUGAUAAUCAGUUGUACAUAUUUGAGGGUAUUGGGUUUAUAAUCACAUUGAAUAAUAGCAGUCAGGAGCUCACUGCUGCCACUGCCAACACCCCCAUCGAUUACGAUAUAUUGGACCAGAUAUUAACUCCGCUAUUUACACAAUUAGAGGGUUGUAUUACCCAAGGAGCUUCGCCAGUUGUGAUUCUGGAAUGUCAUCACAUUCUUAUGGCUAUUGGUACUUUAGCGAGAGGUUUGCACAUUGGUCUCGUCCCUGAGAAUCAGGUCAACAAUAUGGUUGUCAACAAAAAAUUAAUCAAUGACUCUUUAAUCCAUAAAUUCUCUAAUAUAGCUGAGGUUAUAUUAGUAACAUUCUCUUUUUUCAAUAAGUUCGAAAAUAUCCGCGAUGCAUCUAGGUUUACCUUUGCCAGGUUAAUUCCAAUUUUAAGUAAUAAAAUUUUACCAUUUAUCAAUAAAUUGAUUGAAUUGAUCUUAUCGUCCACAGAUUUAAAAUCAUGGGAGAUGAUUGAUUUUCUUGGGUUCUUAUCUCAACUGAUUCAUAUGUUUCACACGGACACAGACUGUUAUCAGCUGUUUAACCAGUUACUUACUCCGCUUAUCAACAAAGUCCAUUCUAUUAUCGAAGAGAUUGAUGAACAACACGACCAACAAUCAAGCAGUAACAAACCUAUAGACACUGCAGUCACAGCCACCUCCGUAAAUAAGAAUAUCGUGGUCACCGAUUCGUAUAGAGAUAAAAUACUAUUGAAAAAGGCUUACUGCACAUUUUUACAGUCAUUUACUAAUAAUUCCGUCACUUCGAUACUAUUGUCAGAUAUAAACAGAGCAAUCCUGCCGGUCAUAUUAAACGAUUUGGUCACCUAUACGCCGCAAGAGAUCCAGGAAACAUCAAUGAUGAAAGUGUCACUCAAUGUAUUGUGCAAUUUUAUCAAAUGUUUUGGGAAUGGGACCUGCUUGGAUAAUGACGACAUCAAUAAAGAUCCCAACCUUAAAAUAGAUGGUCUCAACGAAUACUUCAUCAUGAAAUGUGUCCCAAUAAUCUUUGAAAUUCCGUUCAAUCCAAUAUACAAGUUCAAUAUCAAAGAAGGGAAUUUCAAAACAAUGGCAUAUGAUUUGGCAAGAUUACUGAGGGAGCUAUUUAUCGUCAGCAGCAACCCCACCACAAAUGAGAAUGAAUGUGUAAAAUAUUUAACUCAGAUCUACCUUCCACAAAUCCAAUUACCACAGGAAUUGACGAUUCAGUUGGUUAAUAUGUUAACCACAAUGGGUCAAAAGCAAUUCGAAAAAUGGUUUGUAGAUAAUUUCAUUUCUGUUUUAAAGCAAGGUCAAUAG